AUGGCUGAAAACCCUAAUUUACCGAUUGGAGAUGCAAGUUCUUUGGAAUCAGAUGUAACCAAAAUCGAUUCCGGCAUGGCGAAGGAGGCUAAGAAAACGCGGGAGGUUUCGGAAUUCACAGAUAUCUUUGGUUUAUUGAGAAUCUACGAAAAAGAGAUGAUCUUCGAAAAGGAAGAUUUCGAUCCUUUGGUGGAUUAUUGCGCAAGUGACGACGAGGAGGAAGAGAGAAAGGAUAUGGAAGAACAUCCUUACGACCGCGAGGCUGUUCUCAAAUACAUCACCCAAGUCCGCAAUAGCGGUGGUUUUGAUGUGGAUGUGCGUAUACCUGGUUGGUUACAUUCGGGCUUGGUUAAUUUCUUCCCUGUUAUGUUGUCUUACCCCAACAAACGUGAUUUUAUCUACAAGCUAGCAAAGGUUGCGAUUGAUGAAAUCAAUUUUGACAAGAAAAGCAAAACUUUUGAGCUUGUGGAAGUUGUGGAGGCGGUCGCCACAGACGUGUGCUAUGCCCUCGUUUAUUUAACUCUGGCUGUGAAAAAAGUUGGAGGGGAGGGAGAAGAAGCUGCUACUAUACAAGCAAUCGUCAACUGUCACUGGGAUAGCCCUUUGGAACUCCAGCAGUGGAGGGUUAAACCAGGUAGAAUUCUUUGA
Messenger RNA from Salvia hispanica, 648 nucleotides. RefSeq lists its product as uncharacterized. Lineage: Eukaryota; Viridiplantae; Streptophyta; Magnoliopsida; Lamiales; Lamiaceae. The record is from RefSeq and is a predicted model, not a curated record.